GUCUUACCCAACAGGUAACGCUGCAAACACGUCUUCCAGCUGAGGAGUGAUUGUCUCUGGGGAAAUCACAGUUUUCCUACACUCUGACCUCCUCAAACAGGUGUGCAAUUUUCACCUGCAGCCUUGCACAGCCCGGAUCUCGACAUGGGCGGCACAGAAAAUCCGUUUUCUGACGCAGAUUUUCUGAAAAAUGAUGACUUCUCACUCAAUCUGACAGCUGCCAACACCAGCUUGCUUUACCCGUCUCUUCUGUCACCAGUGAUGGACAAAACCAUCAACAUAAUAAUGAUUGCAGUGCUGUUAAUCGUCAUGGUUUCACUGGGAUGCACCAUGGAGGUGACCAAGAUCAAAGAUCACAUACUGAAACCGAAAGGUGUGGCCAUCGCAAUUCUCUCCCAGUAUGGCAUCAUGCCUCUCACAGCGUUUUGCUUGACUAAGGGUUUCCAGCUGUCUGAAGCCACAGCUGUGGUGAUUCUGAUCUGCGGCUGCUGUCCUGGAGGAGCCCUGUCCAACAUCCUGGCUCUGGCUAUAAAGGGAGACAUGAACCUCAGCAUUGUGAUGACCUCCUGCUCCACGCUGCUGGCUCUGGCCAUGAUGCCUCUGCUGCUGUACCUGUACUGCCACGGCUUCUCCAACCUGCAGAAAGCGGUGCCGUAUGUGGGCAUCGUCACUUCCCUGGUUGCGAUCCUGGUACCUUGCGGAGCCGGCAUCCUCAUCAACUACUUCCGGCCGCAGUAUUCAAAGAUAAUCACAAAGGUGGGCCUCUGUGUUUUGAUGAUUUCCAUACUCGUCAUCUGCAUCAUUUCCAUCGUUGAAAUUGGAAGCUCCCUCCUUACCAUGCUCUCGCCUCCUCUCAUGGCCAUCGCUGUCCUCCUGCCCCUGAUUGGCUACGCCUUUGGUUACAUCAUCUCCUGGGUCUUCAGGCUUACACAGCCAGAGCGGAGGACCGUUGCUAUGGAAACUGGCUGCCAGAACAUCCAACUGUGUGCCACCAUAGUGAAGGUAGCCUUCCCCCCCGCUGUGAUCGGACCCAUGUACCUGUUCCCACUCGUCUUGGGGUUCUUCCAGGUGGCCGAGGCAGCGCUGCUCAUCGUCCUGUUCAGGUGUUACCACUGGUUCACGACAAAAGGAAAAGAUUCAUACCAGCCGACAUCAACAGAGGAGAAGCUGAAGGAAAUCUCUGAAGGAACUGCGUGACCACCGCAUCCCCCAAAUAAAAAAUAUCACUUUAAACAAGUGGAAAAGUGUCAUAAAAGCACAUUAGAGACAAAACUUAUGGUUUAUUAAAAUUGAUUUAUUCAUCAAGUCUAUUUUCAAUACACCAUACAAACAUCUAUCUUCACUGAAAAUAAAAAUCCUCAUGUACAAAAAAAACAAAAAACAAAAAACUUUUCCCCUCAAAUUCAUGUCUAUAUGUACACACACAGGAACGUCUGUCAGAAUACCCUAACGG
This is a messenger RNA of Poecilia latipinna (sailfin molly), 1453 nucleotides long. It is a transcript of the gene slc10a1, whose product is annotated as solute carrier family 10 member 1. Gene Ontology annotation, molecular function: bile acid:sodium symporter activity. Bases 145 to 1197 code for a protein of 350 amino acids. The record is from RefSeq and is a predicted model, not a curated record. Gene Ontology annotation, biological process: bile acid and bile salt transport. NCBI's taxonomy places the organism in Eukaryota, Metazoa, Chordata, Actinopteri, Cyprinodontiformes, Poeciliidae. Gene Ontology annotation, cellular component: membrane. The transcript is spliced from 8 exons.